This is a messenger RNA of Cinclus cinclus, 2713 nucleotides long. RefSeq names its product kelch like family member 20 (gene KLHL20). The transcript has 11 exons. Gene Ontology annotation, molecular function: protein binding. NCBI's taxonomy places the organism in Eukaryota, Metazoa, Chordata, Aves, Passeriformes, Cinclidae. The coding region runs from base 384 to 2213 and encodes 609 amino acids. The record is from RefSeq and is a predicted model, not a curated record.
CGUUACUUCAGAUUUUUUUCCCUUUGGUGGAAUAGUUUUAAGGAUUCAGGGAGGCAGGCAGUUUGCUGAUUUUAUAAUGUGUGUGUUCUGUUUGGUGAGGAAUCUUUGUGCAGCCCUGGUGAAAAUAUUUUUAAUGUUGGUGAUGUUUUCUUCUGCUUUAUGCUCUGCAGUCCAGGUGUUGUUAGUGAAUUUAUAACUGGAUAAGAGCUUAAAGGCAUAUUAGUACGUGGUCGUGGGCAGCUCUGUUCUCUUAGAGGGAGACUGAAGAGGGGAAGGAAGGUUCUUUUGAUUCAGAAAUCACCUUUUUUUUCUUCUUCUUUUUUUUUUUUUUUCCUGUUGGAUCAGGUCUUGAAGUGUAGGGUGAAGGUUUCUCUUCACGGUGCAUGGACGGAAAGCCAAUGCGCAGGUGUGCCAGCACUCGCCCAGGAGAGACCGGAAUGGACGUGACCAGCCGCUGCACCCUCGGAGACCCCAACAAGCUGCCCGAAGGCGUGCCGCAGCCCGCGCGCAUGCCCUACGUCUCCGACAAGCACCCCCGGCAGACCCUGGAGGUCAUCAACCUGCUGAGGAAGCACCGGGAGCUCUGCGAUGUGGUGCUGGUGGUGGGGGCCAAGAAGAUCUACGCCCACAGGGUGAUCCUGUCGGCCUGCAGCCCCUACUUCCGAGCCAUGUUCACCGGGGAGCUGGCGGAGUCGCGGCAGACGGAGGUGGUGAUCAGGGACAUCGACGAGCGGGCCAUGGAGCUGCUCAUCGACUUCGCCUACACCUCGCAGAUCACUGUGGAAGAGGGGAAUGUCCAGACCUUGUUGCCAGCUGCUUGCCUUCUCCAACUGGCCGAGAUCCAGGAGGCCUGCUGCGAGUUCCUCAAGAGACAGUUGGACCCUUCCAAUUGCCUGGGCAUCCGGGCUUUUGCUGACACUCACUCGUGCCGUGAACUGCUGAGGAUCGCUGACAAAUUCACGCAGCACAACUUCCAGGAGGUGAUGGAGAGUGAGGAGUUCAUGCUGCUUCCUGCCAACCAGCUCAUAGACAUCAUAUCCAGUGACGAGUUAAACGUGCGCAGCGAAGAGCAGGUGUUCAACGCCGUGAUGGCCUGGGUGAAGUACAGCAUCCAGGAGAGAAGACCCCAGCUGCCACAGGUCCUGCAGCACGUCCGCCUGCCCCUGCUGAGUCCCAAGUUUCUUGUGGGUACAGUGGGUUCUGAUCCACUCAUUAAGAGUGAUGAGGAAUGCAGGGAUCUGGUGGAUGAAGCCAAAAACUAUCUGCUGCUGCCCCAAGAGCGGCCACUGAUGCAGGGACCGCGAACGAGGCCACGCAAACCCAUCCGCUGUGGAGAGGUGCUCUUUGCAGUGGGGGGCUGGUGCAGCGGGGACGCGAUUUCCAGCGUGGAGCGCUACGACCCCCAGACCAACGAGUGGAGGAUGGUGGCUUCCAUGAGCAAGAGGCGCUGUGGUGUUGGAGUCAGUGUCCUGGAUGACCUCCUCUAUGCUGUGGGAGGCCACGACGGCUCUUCUUAUCUUAACAGUGUGGAAAGGUAUGAUCCAAAGACCAAUCAGUGGAGCAGUGAUGUGGCUCCCACCAGCACCUGCAGGACCAGUGUUGGAGUAGCAGUUCUUGGAGGUUACCUCUAUGCUGUGGGUGGCCAGGAUGGUGUCUCUUGUCUCAACAUUGUGGAGAGGUAUGAUCCCAAAGAAAACAAAUGGACUCGAGUGGCUUCCAUGAGCACCAGGCGCCUGGGAGUGGCAGUGGCUGUGCUGGGAGGCUUCCUCUAUGCUGUGGGAGGCUCUGAUGGAACAUCUCCUCUCAAUACUGUGGAACGCUACAACCCCCAGGAGAACCGCUGGCACACGAUAGCCCCCAUGGGCACGAGGAGGAAGCACCUGGGCUGUGCCGUGUACCAGGACAUGAUCUACGCCGUGGGAGGCAGGGAUGACACCACAGAGCUCAGCAGUGCAGAGAGGUACAACCCACGCACCAACCAGUGGUCCCCCGUGGUGGCCAUGACGUCCCGGCGGAGCGGGGUUGGCCUGGCCGUGGUGAAUGGACAGCUGAUGGCAGUGGGGGGCUUUGAUGGCACAACGUACCUGAAGACCAUUGAGGUGUUUGAUCCAGAUGCUAACACGUGGAGGUUGUACGGCGGGAUGAACUACCGGCGGCUGGGCGGAGGCGUGGGGGUUAUCAAAAUGACACACUGUGAAUCUCAUAUAUGGUAAGCUUCCAGAGGGAGGGAGUCCCCUGCCUUCCCAUUCCUAGAAAAAACUGAAGAGACUUGUUGACACUGGACCUCUUUGCAGCUCUAGUAUGCACGGUCUAGAUCCAAUGUAACUCUUUGCCGGUGAACUCUUUCUAUGGAAUUAUAAAAAUUGACUUCUGUGAGAGUGUGCCCAGCGGGAGACCACGUUGUCAGACUCCAGGGAACCACUGGACAAAAGUAGAAGUGUUGCUUAUGUCCGUAUUUUUUCUAAAUAGUCCUACAUUUUUUGAAUCAACCAAACUGUAACAGUUACUGUAGCGUAAAGGAUGCUGAUGUAGAGCCUACACUCUGUACUGAGAGUCUGGCCAGGAGGAGGGAUUCCUGCUUUUCCUCCUGCUGUGGGAGCAGUGGAUAUGGCAGCUGUUUGGUGGGCGAAGGAGAAAAAAUGAUACAGAAAACAUUGCUUUUGCCUUAUUUACAGAGAGCUUCAAAAAAAAAAAAAAAGUACUUGACCUGCAA